Candidula unifasciata is the source of this 633-nucleotide messenger RNA. NCBI's taxonomy places the organism in Eukaryota, Metazoa, Mollusca, Gastropoda, Stylommatophora, Geomitridae. The record is from the annotation of a GenBank genome assembly.
AUGGCGUCGGCGAAGCAAAACAUUGGGAUGUCCGCUCCAGCUUCUUCUACCAAACAACAUGCCGUCGGCGGCAUUGUCGAUGAUUUUAUGUACGGUUCAAACGUCGCCUCAGCCCACAUCUAUAUUCGCAUGGGAUUUAUGCGGAAGGUGUUUGGCAUUCUGACUGCACAGAUUCUUGUAACCACGAUCAUGGCAGCACUGUUCAUGGUGAGUGAGCCAGUGCAGGAAUUUGUGCAGGGCAGUCACUGGAUGCUAACCUUGAGCUUAUUUGGAACAAUUGGUGUGUUGUUUGCCUUGAUGUGGAAGAGACAUGAAACACCCACCAACUACAUCUUGCUUGGUAUCUUUACCCUGAUGGAGGCGUAUGCUGUUGGUGUAAUUGGUAAGGCUAUGAUGGCACUGUACGGUUUACUUCUAGCAUCUUUAAUGCAGGUUUUCCUGCCAGUGCCUGCUCUACACAUGGGUAUCAGUCUGGCUGGGGCCGCCUUGUUCUGUGUGUUCAUCAUUGUGGACACCCAUCUUCUGAUGUCCAAGCUGUCUCCGGAAGAGUACAUCCUUGCUGCCAUCAACCUCUACCUUGAUAUCCUCAACCUCUUCCUGUACAUUCUGCGUAUUUUGGGAGAAAGAAAGUAG